AUGGAUGACUACAUGUUUCACCACCAUGUCCAGGAGUGCGAGAUUGUGACGGAAGCGACGAGCUAUUUAGAGAUACUCAACUACUCGGAUCCGAGUUACAACACCAAUGAGGAGCACCGCGAUGCAGCCACUCUGGAUGAGUUUGAAAAUUUCAUCAAUCGCCAGGGCGUCUUUGAGCCGCCGACUCUAAAAGAGGGAGUCAAGUUGUUGAGCGCAAUUCGGCUAGUCCUCCAGAAAGAUGCCCAGGACCCGGACACUUUUACACCACGGCACAUCUCCCUCUCGGCAGAUUACUACGAGAAGAUGGUGCGCGGCAUGCGGCUGCCCUUCCGCGCCAUCGAGGGCACCUCGGUGGUCGGCCCCUUUUUCUGGUCGGCCAUGGACCAGGACGACGAGGACCCGCACCUGCAGGUGAUAUUCCGGAAGUCGGACGUGCGCAAGAAGGGCAAGACGCGCGGCUGGGAGCUUAUGCUCUCGCACUCGUUCGCCACGGGCAUUACCAACGGCUACGCAAAGGGAACGCCGUCGUCGGACCUGGUAAAGUGCGUCACGCACCUGCGCGCCUGCGCCGCCCAGGUCCGCCACCCCAUGCUCCUGCCCGUCAUCAUAAUCAGCCACGACCUGAGCGCGUCGACGGAUCAGAAGCAGCGCGACGCCAGAGACUGGAUCCGCAGGCUCGAGGAGGCCAUCAGCAUGCGCGAGGAGGUCAUGGCCGACGAGACGUACGCUCGCUCCAAGCUCGGCCUCGACCUCGACCAGCUGAACAGGGACCUCGUCGAGUGUCACUCCCAGGUGCUGUGGAAGAGGCCGCAGGCAUACCUGCAGAUCAUCAAGACCAUGGAGGACGCCAUGCACAGGUUCCACACCCAGAUGAUGAUGCUGUACCCGCCUUCGGCAUCACGCGAACAAGAUGGCUCCGACCACGGCAGUCAAAGCGACAGCCACAGUCGUAGAGGUCACAACAACUACCACCACCACCAAAAGCAGCUCGUCGACGGCGACCUCGACCGCCAGCACCGCAGCAUGCUCUCACGGCUAGACUUUUACCGCGCCAAGCUCAACGGCGUCGAGCACUACGCGCACACGACGCUAGCGCGGCUCAAGAUCCAGCGCGCCGCCCUAUACAACGUCAUUGCGCAAAAGGAGAGCAAGCUCAACCUCGAGAUGGCCGGCCAGCAGCGCCGCCUGGCCCACGCCGCGAAGCGCGACAGCAACAGCAUGAAGACGCUGUCGCUGCUCGGCGCCUUCUUCCUGCCCGCCACGCUGCUCAGCUCCAUCUUUGGCAUGUCCUUCUUCGACUUUAUGCCGCAGCAGGGCGAGCCCGUCGUCGCCGACACGCUGUGGAUCUUCUUCGCUACGUCGCUGCCCCUCACGGGCCUCAUCCUGCUCGUCUGGCUCGUCUGGGAGCGCAAGCGAGAAAAGGCACACGCCGAGGAGGACGACGACCUCGAAAAGGGCAUCGAGCGCAUGGAGGCCCAGAUCAUGGCCACCAUGCGCCGCCGCACCCUCAGCAAGGCCCGUACCUUUGAGUGGUCGGGCAACGGGAAGCCGCCCGGUCCGCCCAUCGUCAAAGAUCCCGGGAGCAGAGUGCUGGUCUCCAAGGACACUCUCGACUUGGCCAAGGACAGGAUCAAGGACAAGAUCAGGGAGGCUCGUGAUAAGGAAAAGGAAGGAUGA
Messenger RNA from Pyricularia pennisetigena, 1677 nucleotides. RefSeq lists its product as uncharacterized. The coding region runs from base 1 to 1677 and encodes 558 amino acids. Gene Ontology annotation, biological process: transmembrane transport; metal ion transport. Lineage: Eukaryota; Fungi; Ascomycota; Sordariomycetes; Magnaporthales; Pyriculariaceae. Gene Ontology annotation, molecular function: metal ion transmembrane transporter activity. The record is from RefSeq and is a predicted model, not a curated record. The transcript has 3 exons. Gene Ontology annotation, cellular component: membrane.